GAAGCAUAGUGCCUUUAUCUUUUCCUAAACUAGGAACGACAGCGGCUGGAGACGAUCCUCAAUCUGUGUGCAGAAUACUCCAAGUCUGACAGUGACCCUGCUGCAACUACAACAGUUGCUGAUGUUCAGAAAAUUAACAAAGAACUUGAAAAGCUUCAGCUAUCAGAUGAGGACUCAGUAUUUGAAGACUCGCAGACGAAUCUAGAAACGCAGUUUAGAAACCACCUGAAAUCGUCUGCAAGUGAUUCGGAUUUCUCAGAGCCAAGUAACCACAGUCGCAGCACUGCUUCUUUCCUUUCCUCCCGGGGGCUGAGAGCUGAUGAGCACUUCAACGAAAACAUGAAGCCUUCAUCAUUAGCUACCCCUGGCUUCCUGAAGGAUUCCACUGAGUCUUCGUAUCUAAGCAUCACGCCAAAGAUACCAGAAUGCACAAGUGAUGAUCAAAGAGGCCAGGAGCUCACUCGACUAGAAGAGGAGCGCAUAGUAAUAUUAAAUAACUUGGAAGAACUUGAACAGAAGAUCAAAGAUUUAAAUGACCAGAUGGAUGAAUCCUCAAGAGAGCUGGAUAUGGAAUGUGCCCUUUUGGAUGGAGAACAGAAAUCUGAAACAACAGAGCUGCUGAAAGAGAAGGAAAUACUGGAUCAUCUAAACAGAAAAAUAGCUGAGCUGGAGAGGAAUGUUAUUGGUGAAAAGGCAAAGGAAAAAUUAAAACUUGAUGCUGAGAGGGAAAAACUAGAGAGGCUUCAGGAGCUUUACUCCGAGCAGAAGACGCAGCUUGAUAAUUGCCCUGAGUCCAUGAGGGAACAAUUACAGCAGCAGCUGAAGAGGGUCAGUAGCCAGUUUCAAGAUUAACUUUUUUGUUGUUGA
Messenger RNA from Meleagris gallopavo (turkey), 867 nucleotides. NCBI's taxonomy places the organism in Eukaryota, Metazoa, Chordata, Aves, Galliformes, Phasianidae. The record is from RefSeq and is a predicted model, not a curated record.